AUGGUUGGUUGUAGUUAUGGUGUUCAUCCUACAUGCGCGACACGAAAAGAUAUAUGGGAUGGAAAAGAACUUGAGGGAACAUCAGAAGACUUAUAUGAAGAUGUUGAGUCGUACAAAGAGAUAAGUGCUGGAAUUAUACAGCAUUUCAUUCAUCAAAAUCAUCAUAUGAGACUAGACGAGGAAACCGAUAGGGCAUUUGACGAGAACAAACGUUGUCAAGCAUGUGCACUUCCUAUCUUUAAUGAUAUUAUUUACCAUUGCAUGCAAUGUGAUAACUUCGUUCUCCAUCAAACAUGUGCAAAUCAGCCUCGGAAGAAACAACACGCGACGCAUCCUCAUUCCCUUAGUCUACGAGUGGAUCAUGAAAAAGGUUGGUUCAAAUGUACAGCUUGCGAACAAGAAGCAGAUCCGGAGAGUGGACUUUAUAUGUGCAAUGUUUGCAACGUCACACUGCAUAUAAACUGUGUUCUUGGAGACAUUAUUUUGUAA
Molecule: messenger RNA, 489 nt
Organism: Thlaspi arvense
Lineage: Eukaryota; Viridiplantae; Streptophyta; Magnoliopsida; Brassicales; Brassicaceae
Source: the annotation of a GenBank genome assembly